Dimorphilus gyrociliatus is the source of this 1554-nucleotide messenger RNA. The record is from the annotation of a GenBank genome assembly. NCBI's taxonomy places the organism in Eukaryota, Metazoa, Annelida, Polychaeta, Dinophilidae.
AGCUAUACCCAAUAUUUUGGUCACUUGCGUUACUAUGAUAAACAAUUGAUAGAAAGUUUUUAUUUUAUUGGUUUAAUUUUGUUAUUUUGAAUAAAAUAUUUACUGCUGAUUCUCUUUUUAAAUUAAGGAUUAUUUAAACUUGAAGUAUGUUAUAAUAUCGGAAACAAAAACAAAGGAAUUAAAUUUUAGUGCCAAAUUUUACGAAGUUUCUUUAAUUCGUUUUAAUAAAAUGACUGAAAAAAAUGACUCUCCGAAAGGACGAGCAAUAUCAUCAAAAUCUGGAAAAAGUAUUAAAAAAAAAAGUAUAGGUUUAGAACACGAUGCUCUAUUUAAGCAAAUUGGAGGACAUUUAGAUGCGAAUUUUGACUAUAGCCAAUGGCAGAGAACUCAAAAGCCAGUAAAGAAACAAUCAACUGUUAGAAUUGGUCAACUAGACUUUCAACUUGGAAGUGAAGUCACAGUUUCGGCUCCAGCUGGUUCCAUAAAAAAGAAAAAAGAAAUAACAAGAAGAUGCUCAAAACUGGAAAAGAAAGUUGAAGAUACAGAUAAAGCGGAAAGAAUAAAUGUCUUAAAACUUAGGAUCACUGCAACAUUGAAAGCUAUAAAUGACCAAAAGAAAAGAUUUGCCUUCCUAAAAAAUGAAAAUAGAAGAUUAGUAUCAAAGAUAAAGGGAGACGAGAAAGGAACUUACGACGAAGUUCGAGAUUUAUUAAGAAAGUAUGAUAAGUUCAAGACAGGAGUUUCGUGCCUCAACAGCAAAUUUCAGGAUGAAUAUGAAAUUGUCCAGUCUGACUAUUUUAAAGCUAAAGAGGAAGGAGCGGCAGAAAUAAAAAUUCUUCAGGAGAAAGUAGAUAGACUAGACAUUGAAGUAGUAGCUAGUCAGAAGAGUUUGCAUGACCUUCAUUCGUACAAAGACAAAGAAUAUCCUUUGAAAGCUUUUAGAAUAUCUCAAUUACAAUCGGAAUUGGAAAGUUUGUAUGCUUCUAACGAGGAAGAAGAGAGAGACUUGUCAAAUAUAAUUGAUAAGGAGCUGGAUACUCGCUUAAAAGAACACGAAAAGAAAGAGAGACACCUUGCUGAUGAUAUAAGUGAUACUUUACUGGCCCAAAUGCACCCUAAUCUUGUUGACAUGGCAAAGCAAAAUUGUUAUAUGAAACUAGAAAUAGAGAAACAAAUCGGUGAAAAAAGUUAUUUAGAAGAUGAUAUUAAUCAACUUCAAGAAGAGAUUAAAGAAUUAGUAAAAAAUCCUAAAUGUAAUAUAAGAUUACAAAUGUUCCCCGAAUUCUUUCCAACUAAGGAAAAGUGUACACCAGAUAUGGAUGUCGUGUUAGAUAUUCCAACCGAAAAGUGGCUUCCUGUCUAAAAGAAAAUGGUAGUAAAGGAUCAGAAUAGAACUGAUUAAAGAAUACUUAUUUUACAAUUAGAGUUUGAAUGGCGUGCCAAUUUUUUGUGUUUCCCUCUUUUUCGAACUAUAUUUGUUCAUAUGUUUAGUGCCAAGUUUUUAUGCAAAUGAUUAUCCUUCAGAGUCAAUACAAUAAAUAAUAACUAAAUUGU